CUCUGUUUCGGCCAUUAAAAGCAUCAUCAGUAGUCAAAAUGAGAUUAUCAUUAAUGUCAAUAACAAUAACUCAAUACAAUACCCAUACCCUUUACUAAUAAGUGAUACAUAGCAACAAUGAUAGAAGUCUAUUGAAUUUUAAAAUUUUUUCCCCUAAUCAAUUUUUACGAUAAUAAACAACAUCAACUUUCAAUUAUUAAUUUUAUUACUAUGUACAAUGUUCUUUUAUUUUUCUUCAAUGUUACUGAUAUUAUAAUGUUGAUGCUUUCAUGUGACUAAUUGAAUGAAGUGUCACAUGGAAAUCUAUUGACUUUUGCACUACAUCGAAUACAUAUCUCUCUCUAUAUAUAUAAUACAUAUAAAUAAGUAAUAAGUUAAUUGAUUUACUGGAAUAUAGAAACACAAACACAAAUGAUGUGAAUAAACACAUCAUUUUAAAAAAACCAGAUAGGUUGGAUUUCAUUUUGUGUAUGUGGUGUGUGUGUGUGAGUGUGUUGUCAUUGUUGUUAUGUGUAGUGUGUGAACUUGCACUUUGCACUUAUGAGUAAAGUUUAAUCAGACUUUAUUUCCAAAGAAAAAAAAAGAGAAACAACCGACUAGAUUCAGAGGGAGAGAGAGAGAGAAACAGAAAGAGAGCAAGAUCAAGUUCGCUAAGAGACCAUUUUUAUUUGUAAUUUCGUUGUUGGCUGAGUUGGUUCCAAUAUACAUAACACAUGUGUGUAAAACACGUAUAAAUCUACAACAUACACAUAUAUAUAUAUAUAUACACACCUACAGAUUGAACACAUUCGUCGAAUUUGUCUCUAUUAAUCUAUCACACAGUGUUGUAUAUUUAUCUAACACACACACACACACUGAAACUAACAUGUAAGCGUGCAUAUGCACUUACUUACAUGACACAAGAAAUCACAAUAUUAUUAUCAUUAAUAAUACUCUUAUUAUUAUCAUUAUUGUUAUCAUCACCAUUACUCUGACAUAGAUUGGUCAUAUUCACAAUAAUUACCAUUGGAGGAAAUCAGGUCUACAAAUUUUUACUGGUUUUUUUUUUCAAAAACAAAAACGAAAUGAACAAAAUAGUUAAGAACUAAUUGUCAAGGAAAUUAUUUGUAAACAGAAAUGGAAUCUACCGAGGUCAACUGUUCAGAGAAUUCGGCUGUUCAAGAAACUACAACAACGAUUACGAUUACAUCUACUAGCACUGUAAAUAAUAUAACUACCGAUAAGACUACUGAAGAUCAUUAUGAUUAUCAUGACAAUCAAACUGAAGUAUUAACAAAGACAAUUCAUUCAGAUAUGUCUAAUAGUAAUGAUUUACAAUCAAGUAUUAAAUCUCAUGAAACCACUGCUUCAGAAUCAAACGUAGAUGAUCAUGAAACAGAAAAUCCACAGAAUCAUAACAAAACAAAUGUAAUAACUACUGGAAUAAUGAUAAUAAGAAAUGAAACAAUAAGUCCUCAUAGUGAUACAUUCAAUAAUGAAGUGAUUCCAAGGAAUACUGAUGUUUCUACAGAAAAUAUAGAUGAGAUUGAAAUGAAACAAGACAAAACUCAUACGGAGACAAGUCAACAACUGCAAGAAAACAAUUUGGAAAAUAAUCAAGAUAUUAAAACAGAAGUUGAAUUAUCUUUAAUAAAAAAUUCACCGGAUAUAUCAACCCAUAAAUCAUCGAUUAGUAAUAAUUCAUCAAUUAAUCAAUCAACUGAACAUUAUAUUACAACACAAGAGGAAUCACUUAUAAAUAAUGAUAAAGAUGAUGAGAGAAAUAGUCCGAAACAUCCAUAUCGACCACCUCCACCAAAAUUAAAUCAAACUAAACAUACAUCAGUAUCUCUUUCAUAUAGUGGAGGAGAAAAUGAUGAUGUAAUAAGUAAAAAUGACAAAUUAAAUGACAAUUCACAGACAGAUACUACUACUAAUAAUAAUAAUUAUGAAACUAAUGUGAAGACAUCAUUAAAACAACAGCAGAAUGAAAACGAUGUCGACCAGCAUAAACCUCAGUAUAAACGUCCAACAAUCAAAUCAAAUAUUAAACAUGCAUUUACUAAUCUGAGAAAAAGUUUUAAACGUAAAGAUAAACCAUCAAUCAAACGUGUAGUUAAUGAUCAUGAUAAUGUUGAGAACAAUCAUGCAUACACUAGUCAACAACCAAUGACAACACAUGCAUAUAAUAAUAAUAAUAAUAACGAUUAUAUUGAUCAUAGAAAUAAACAGUCAAAUUUUCCUUCAAGUUCAUCUUCUCAUCAGGAAUAUCAUCAUCAGUAUUAUCGAAAUUCCAAUGAAAUACAAGAAAAUCAAUCACAAUUAUCCAAUGCACAAUCAUUGAAUAUAUCAAUUACUGAUUCAUUACAACAACUUAAAAGACCAGAAGAAGAUAUUGAUAUAAUAUAUUCUACUGAAAUUAUUGCACCACCAGCAAUUCCAACUAAAAUGUCAUCUGAUCCAAAUAAUCCUAUUUAUGUGAAUCAUUCAAUUAAACCAAAUAGACCACCAACUAUAGAUAGAAAAGAAACUGAUGUAAAUGAUAAGCAUGUUUAUGCAAACAGUCAAGAAUUACGAACUGCAUUAAAGGCAAAGGAGUUUGCAGCGUCAGCUAUAGUCGACAGUGUGGUAUCCAACAGAGAAACUUAUUGGAAAGACGAAUUAAAUAGUCGAGAUACAACUAUUCAGCCAUUAAACAUGAAUUAUCAACAAUAUUAUUUAACAAGAAGUGAACACUCAACACCUAAUCUAUCGAUUAGAUCACAAAGUUACCCAACUAAUAAUUAUCAUGAACAAAAGAAGCUUUAUUUAACAUCAGAUUUUCUUUCUACCCAACAUCAGUUGUCGUCGCAAAAACCGACACGACGAAGUAAUCCACCACUUCUAUCCCCUAUGGAUCAUCAUCAAAGACAAGAUAAAUUAGAUGAAAAAAGUCAGAUAGGUAUCCGCCGAUUGGAUUUAAUGAAUUCAAUAAAUCCCGGUGACAAAUUUACAGAUUAUGAUCAUGGACAUUUCAACGAUACUGUUGGAUAUUAUAACACAGAGCCAUUAUCAAUUCAAUAUCAACCAAAUCAUUCGUAUACAAUGAGAUCAGAGAGAAGAAUUGUAUCACCUGGAAGUUUGGAUAGAAGAUAUCCACAAGAAUAUGAACAAUAUUAUUCAUCACCUGAAGCACGACGUGUACAAACAAUGAGAUAUACAGAUUAUCCAACAAGACCUCGUGUUUAUCAACCAACAUAUCAAGCCGCAACUAUGUCAUUUAAUGAAUUCGAUCAUCAUUAUAAUAAUGGUGGUACAUUAAAACCGCGUAAACCAAAAAUUAUUACAGAACGAUAUAAAUGUAGUGAAGUAUAUAAUUGGCCACCGAAAUUUCCAAAAUUAAAACGACAUAAAACUAAUCCACCAAAACAAAUACAUACUGCACAAGAUCAUAUUGUAAUUAAACAACAAUUAAAAACUACAGCAGGAAAUAAUUAUUCACCUACAGUUCAACAAACGGAACCAAAUACAGAACAAAUACAUUGUACUAAGAUAAACAAUCAAUAUCAAUCACCGAAUUACAAAAGAGAAAUAAGUGUUUCGCCAGAACGACAAGUAACUAGUCUUCAUUCAUUACAAAGAUCCACUCUGUUAGAAAAAUCUAAUCGAACACCGGGCACAGAGACACGGGAUCAAUUAUUUAUAGCAGAUUACAAACUAACACCAAACAAUCAGAUUGGAUCCACAAAACCUGAUGCAUUAGCUCUACCAUAUUUUGCUAAAAUGACAGAAAAUAAACGAUUUUCAAAAUUCCACUAUAAUACUACUACUAGUACUACUACUACUACUAAUAAUAAUAAUAAUAACAAUAUUGCUAUGUCUGCUGAAGUAAUGCGUUCCGAUUCACCAAAAUCAUUAGCUUCAUUGAUAGAUGCAUUGAAAACUAUACAUCCAUUACUUUAUAAUUUAAAUGAGAAUCAUAUCCCUUUAUCAUUAACCGAUCAUGAUAACAAUGAAAACUCGAAAUUAUUCAUUCAUUGUUUAUCAGAAUAUUUAUUCACAUGUAUGAAAUUGCGUUCAUUAGAUUUAAAAGGUGAAUUUGUUACAUUCUUAUUUCCAUUAAAACAUUUCAAUGAACAAUUAUGGAAUAAAUAUGGUACAAUUGAUGAUUGGAAUGAAUUAUCUGUUGUUUGUGAACCGAAUACAAACUAUGAAUAUGUUGUAUUGAAUACAGCCAACGAAUCUUCACAAAAAAUCAGAUUUCCUAAAAAAACAAUCGAUAAACUAUUAACAAAUUGGUUAGAUAAUCAAACUACAAAAACACCUUCACCAGGAAAUCGACAUUCAUUGGAAAGCAAAAAUAAUACAGAGAAACAUUCAGAUGAUAAAUUACUUCAUUCAAUUAGUUUAGCUGUAACAUUGAAAACGUUGUUAAAUUUAUUUGAAAAACAUGAAAAAGUAGAGAGUGAUGAACAUCAUCCUCAUCAAGAACAACAACAACAACCACAACCAUGUGUAGAUCUAUUUCUAACUUGUAUUAAACUUAAUGUACUACUAAGUUUAAGUGAAUGUUUAGAUAAAAAUAAAUCAAUCCAAUUUAACUUAAAACCGGAACAUAUUUUACUUAUAUUAACACCAUCUAAUUGUUUAACAAUAUUUAAACAUUAUGAAAAAAUACAAAAUAAUAAACAAAAUGAGAAACCAGCUAAUACUGAUGAUGGUAAUCAUAAUGAGAGUCAUGAUCUACAAUCAUUAUUAACAAUAAUGAAUAUUCAAUAUGAUUCAAUGAAUGAAAGUAUCAAUGAUUUAAUCAAACAAUUAUAUGAAAUUAUACAACAUAAAUAUCACUAUUCAGAUAUGAUUACAUCAUUAUUGAAAUCAGUUGCACCACCAGAUUGGAUAACAAUGUGUGUAGCUAGAAUAUGUUUAUAUAAUCAAACAAAUUCAUAGAAAUUCAAUUCAAUGUUAAUGUCAUGAUUAUAUACUUUCUCAUAUUUAUAAUAAAUCAAUAAAUAUCCCUUAAAUACACUUUCAUUCAUAUCUAUGACAACCCAUUUCGUUUAUAUAUACAUAUAUAUACACACACACUUACACAUAAAUACAUACACACAUAGCAACAAAAUUGAUCUUAUUUUAAACAAAACGGUAUGAAAAUGAAGAGAAAAUUUGUUUUCUGUUAUUUCGUUGAUAAGUACCAAAUAUUUUUCUUUUCUUUUCUUUGUUUUUACAUCCCCCUCAGGUUAUCUAUUAUCCAUACCGACUAUUGAUGAGUAGAUUGUUUAAUGUUCAAGUUGUGCUGACGUUUGUUUUUUUCCUUUAUUGUUAUUGUUGCUGUGUCUAUUGUUGUUGUGAACAGAAAUGAAUGUUUCAUUAUUUGUUAUAAUGUUACUACUUAUAUACUCAUAAUUGAACAUUUUUUUGAUUUCUGUAACAUUUUCGGAAAAAAAGAAAAAUUUGACUAAUCAAAUUUAUUUUUUAUGAUUGAUAUAAGUUGAUUGGAACAAUUGUGGUAAAUAAUAACAAUAUGAUAGUUAUUAUUACUAUGAAUUGAAUAUUAUUCAUAAUUAUCAUUCUUUCUAUGACUUUUUAUGCUGUCAAGCUUAUGUGCUUAUUGAAAAGUAUUAUACAUAUACUACUAAUAUGCUACUUAUUGAUAUUAAUAAUUUGCUUAUUUAAGAAUCAAUUUUGAUGCAAUAGUAGUAGUGAUAGUAUUAGUAGUAGUAAUAGUAGUAGUAGUAGUAGUCAUGUUGCUUUUCAAUUACUCUUGUCAAUGAUUUUCAUUUUGAAGAAAUAAUGUAUGUUUGCUUAUAAUAAAAUGAAAUAUAUACCAUGUAUGAUUAUUUUGUAAUGAAAAAGAAAAUCAAAUUUUGUUUAGAUAAACAAUUUACUACUCUGUAUUACGGGUGUAUAUGUAUGUGUUUAUUGUUCAAGAUGCUUUAGUAUGAGAUAUAUUUAUAUAACUAUCUG
Messenger RNA from Schistosoma intercalatum, 5925 nucleotides. NCBI's taxonomy places the organism in Eukaryota, Metazoa, Platyhelminthes, Trematoda, Strigeidida, Schistosomatidae. The record is from the annotation of a GenBank genome assembly.